GUAGCCUCGCCUUGAUGCAGCUCUCAGCUCUUGUUCAGUAGUGUUUAUUCCUUGUGAGCAUGGGCAUCCUGCCAUGGGAACACAGGGCAGCAUGAGCAUCCUUCCUGCAGCAAGGAUGAUCAUGGAAUUUGGCCACGAGAUUCCACCCUGCCCCACACUCUGUGUUUUCUUAGAGUCAGCCUACCAGACUCCCCUGGUGUUUACUGACAGCUAAGGUCGCGGGUCACGUUGCUUAGGGAAGCGUCACAGAACAGAUUCUCCAGCACUGUUCCCCCUGGAGGCUUCACCUUCUCUCAGGAGGGGGACACUUGAACAAUCCACAUCCAGUAAAUAUUCCACAUAGACAUGUGUGUGAGGUACAUCAGAUGGGAGAGCUAACGGGAUUUAGGUGACAUUUCCAUCCCAUCACGGCCUGGAUUCCUCUGCUAGGUGACCCCAUUUCCCAGGACAGUCCUUGGUGUUGGGAUGCAGUCGACACUGGAGCAUAAUGGCGUUUAUGCAAUGUGAAAAUCUGCCUGUGCACAGGCCACGACGGUGGGCAGAGUGCGCUGCUGGAGCCCUGGGUCACACCAGCGUCUUCUCCUUUUGUACAGGUUUCAACAGGAGUUCGUACCAAAACCACCUCCCAGGAAACCCCGCGAGGCCUCAGAAGUCCCUCCGGACCAGGGCAAGAAAGGGACAUUCCCUGAAUUGCCUCCCUUGCCCGGCUGCGUCCGUGUUACUUUUCUACAAGACCCGGGAUCCAGGAAGAAAUCAGGUGUCACCACCAAGAAGUCCAGUCAGCUGCCAGCAACCCCAGAGGGGUCUUCUACCAGAACGCAGCCCGGGAAAAAGAAAGAGGGAAAAUCCACUGCGAAAAGCAAAGCAAAGAAGAUGGGUCCUGCAAAGGCAGUGGAACCAAAGAGUUACACAGAAGAACACAGAGCAGUGAAAGUCCCCACUCAAGGAGGAGUGCCAGAAAAGGCACAAGCAAACCUCCAGAGCCAUAGUGGAGCCCCAUCCCCGGUGCAAACACCAAUAGCAUCUCUAUGGUGUCGGAGCUCUGAGACCAGCCUUCUCCAGGAGCCCAACGACAAUAAGUCUGGACAGCAUCCACCGGGAUCCACGUCACAAAAACUGCUCAAGUUAAGGGGUGAGAUGUCCAGGCCAGUGCUGGAAAAGCCUCACAAGACAGCUUGGCUGACAUCUCACUCUGAGUCCAGCCUGCCUGAGGAGCACACCAGCAAAACCUCUGGUUUUGUGCCGCUGAUGCACAGGAGAACCAAGUCAUUGCCAUGUCAGCCAGCACAGAACGGAGAAGGGCUCCUCUGGCGUGGGAUGUCCUCUCCACACUGAUCAGGGCACGGGGAGCCCAGCAGAGCCAGAGCUCCACCUUAGGCUGCAGAACAGCUGCCUGGCCUGCUGGAAGUCCUAGUGGAGUAUUUCCAGCACUGCCUGAUGGAGAUCUUUGGAAUCCUGAAGGAAUAUGAGGUGGGAGACCCAGGGCAAAGAGCACUCUGUGGGUUGGAGAGCAGCAGCCGGCACUGGCAGAUUGGUGGCAGAGAUACCACUGAGCACAUCCAGACCCACUUUGAGAGCAAGAGGGAGUGCUCCACGGCUGACAGCAAACGAAAUGCUAGGGAAGGGGAGGCUCCUCCAUCUGACAGCUCCUCAAGCAUUCUGGAGGACGAACCUUGCGGCACAGACGAGACACCCCUCUGCCUCAUCCGCGACUGGCAGGACUCUCUGCUGAAGCGCUGCACCUGUGUCUCCCACAUCAUCAGGAGUUUGUCGUUUGUGCUGGGCGGUGACACUGAGAUGUGCAAACACGCCGGGCUGCUGCUGAUUCUGGGGAAACUGCUGCUCUUACACUAUGAGCACCCAGAGCGCAAGCAGGCAGCCCUGAGCUCUGAGAGAGAGGAGCCUGAGUGGGACCAGGGGCUGAGCAUCAGCGUGGAGGAGUGGUGGUGGGACUGCCUGCAGAUGCUGCGUGGAAACACGCUGGUGACACCGGCCAACAUUUCUGGCCAGCUGGACCCGUCUCCUUUCCCAGAAAGCCUCUGCUUGCUGAUCCUGGACAGACUCCUUCACGGGGCAGUAUGUCCAUCAGCAGAGGCCCAGGACCCAUUUCCAGCACUGAAUGGGGCUGAAUGCAGUCCUCUCCCCUCAGAGCCUGGUUUGGGAAACGCUCAGCAAACUCAUUGGAUUUUAUUCUCACAGCUACCCCCGGCAGCCACUUGGAGAAGCUGUACAGUGCCCUACUGCGUUUCCUUCACGACAGAGAGAGCCCAGUGUGCUGAGAGAUGGCUGUGGUCCUACUGGCCAGCUUGGCACAGGGGGACAGCCUGGCAGCGAGAGCGAUUGCCUUGCAGGAGGGGAGCGUUGGCAACUUGCUGGGCUUCUUGGAGGACAGCCUGGCUGCCGCACAGUGCCAGCAGAGCCAGGCCGGCCGGUGCACAAGAAGAACUCAACCUGCGAGCCGACAAGCAUGGAAAUGAUGCGCCGAGCUGCUUGGGCGCUGCUCGCCCUGGCCAAGGCGGACGAGAACCACUCGCAGCUCACAUUGCAUGAGUCGCAGCUGUUGGACAUCUCUGUGUCGCCUGCAGUGGACUCCUCGAUCUCACAAGUUAUUUGUGAUGUGCUAUUUUUCAUUGACCGGCCCUGACAGCUGUGGGAUGCAAGACCCUGUGUGCGUGUACGUGAGCGCAGAACUGAGAAACCGACUGUUGCUCUUUAUUUAUGCACAACCAUCUCAGAAGCCCCUGUCUGUCCAGCACUGUCCGGCUUCUCCCUUGGGGGGAUGACGUCGCCAUUCCCUUUCCCCUUCUCCUGCUCUUCACAUUUGUCAUGAAUCCCUUAUUAAAAGAGAGAAAGUUCUAU
Molecule: messenger RNA, 2859 nt
Organism: Gallus gallus (chicken)
Lineage: Eukaryota; Metazoa; Chordata; Aves; Galliformes; Phasianidae
Product: AT-rich interactive domain-containing protein 1A-like
Exons: 4
Coding region: 1438-2550 (370 amino acids)
Biological process (GO): chromatin remodeling; positive regulation of DNA-templated transcription; regulation of transcription by RNA polymerase II
Cellular component (GO): nBAF complex; brahma complex; SWI/SNF complex
Molecular function (GO): nucleosome binding
Source: RefSeq, a predicted model, not a curated record